GACCAGAUGUACAUCCGACGAUGACGUGAAGACGAUUGUGAGCCUAUCGGAGUACCGGGAUCCCGUGAAUUUGGAUAAUUUUCAUCGACGACAUCAUCAUCGAGGAAUUCGUCACUCACAGUGCCUGGGAACUAUAGUGUCUCAACGAUGAAUGUUCAGUUCGUGGAGUAGAAGCUCGAAACACGAUGCUCCGGUCGUGGAUUUUAUUCCUGUGCGCGCUUUCAGUUCUCGCUGAAGUAAAAAUUGCAAACAACGUUCCUCCAAAAGACGACUUCGACGCGGAUGAAGAUGAAGGCGCUCUCCUUCACGAGAUCACGAACAAAGGACCUGUCAUCGAUUCACAUCCCCAGGAUAUGGACGUGGUCUUCGGGGGUGCGAAUUCUUCCACCUUGAAAUGCUCCGCGAACCACGCGCUCUCAGUGCAGUUGAUCUGCUCUCCAGCCGAUCCGAACUCAACGGUCUCGGAGUAUGUGAGAGACCACGCGAAACUCGUUCCGUCUACGCUAACGGAUUUGGUUGAUCCGAUGACCGGCAUAAGACACAUCGACCUAGAAGUCAACAUGGAUCGAGCGGUUUUCGGCGGGUUCGCGCCUGAGAACGGUACCAUUCCACGGUCGCUGUACUGCGUGUGUCAUGCGUGGAGCUCGCAGGGCAACUCCACCUCGAAAAUUGCAACGAUCCGGUCGAUACCAGGCCCACCGAUCGAUCACAAGAAAACCGUCAAAGAAGUCCCGAAGUACCGAUUAGCUAAUCUCGGCGAGAAAGUUGAGCUCGAAUGUUCACUCACAACGACGCGAGCGACCCGCACCAAAGCCGAUGACGACGAUGAAGGCGAGGUGUCUUGGUUGCUCGACGGGAAGCACUUCAUGCUCGAUGACAACCUGGAAGAGGAAGGGAACAAAUUGCUCAUUCUCCGAGUGAAAGUUAAAAACGAAGGAACCUAUUCCUGCAAGAUCGGGGAUAAAAUCGGCGACCCAAUCACAAUCGAGGUCAAAGCUAACGGAAACUGGUCGCCAUGGGGCGCGUGGAGCGAUUGUCUCGCGCGUUGCGCUAAAGGCAGCCGGAGCCGGACGCGGUCGUGUACGAAUCCGGCACCGAGGAACGGCGGAAAAGAAUGCCAGGGCGAUUACAUUGAGAAGGAAGAGUGCACGUCAUGGAAGGAUUGUACGUCGAAAGAAAAAGACGGUGAAGAAUCGGGCAUCUGGACCAGCUGGUCAUCGUGGUCUGAAUGCGGUGCGAACUGCAAACAACAUCGGCAGCGUCGAUGCAUCUCGAGCAAGAAAGGCUCGCGUUUAUCGACCCCAGUCUGCAGUGGGAGGAACUACAUCCAAAGGAACUGCACUGGCGGCGAAUGCUUGCCCGAGUCUCCAGAAGUCCUUGCCGGAAUGAAGACCGUGCAAGAUACUUCGGGAAGCGCACUCUCGAACAAUUUCCUCCAGGACCAAGGGAACACGGGACAGCACGAGCAAGGUUUCUUCAUGUCGCACAUAGGCGGUCUGGAGGCGAUCGCCAUGGUGAUCGGAAUGGCCCUGGCGGCAAUCAUUCUUGCAUUCACCUUCCUGAUAGCCCUCCGCUUCCGUCCGAGAGACACUUCGUGUCACGGAGACAAACCGCAUCACGUCUAUCCAGCCGUGCCUAUAAAUGCCGGUCUUUCGACGUUGCCUCCCGACGUGACGCCGAACUACAACGAUCCACGACUGCACGAGUAUCUUAGCGAGCGUAAGCUGGAUACUGCGGUUACGAUCCCUCUUCUCCAGCAGCUGUACACCGCGAACGUCUGCCCACUGCCCAUGACCCCGUCUCAAAGCAGGUCAAACUAUAACUCUCACCGCUCUAGAACUCCGAGCUCUACGGAGAAAACUCGCACCGACUCCGAGUCACAACACUAUUCAGACUAUGGGGCGCCCACUUCGGAAUACGACGAUAUGAUCUACGACACAAUCCCCGACGAACUCAAGGACCCGUCGGAUCGAUCGUCGUCGUCGUCGGAUCAGAUAUCGUGGGGAACCAUAGGGUCUGAGGGAGGGAGAAUUAGCUUACAUCAUCUAGGAGUUUCAUUAAUGGUGCCUCCGGGAGCGAUACGCCACGGCAAGCGAGAGUUGUAUGUCGCUGUUCUCAGAGAGGAUAAAGAUCGGCCCAGCUGGCUAAAGGAAGAUCAGUGCGUGCUCAGUGCUGUGCUCCAAUGUGGUCCGAGUGAUGUGCCUCUUGCGCGACCUGUGACCCUUUCUUUCGAUCACUGCGCAAGUCCUCCUCCGGAUAAAUGGAAUAUUCAUGUUUUGAGCGCGGACGGUGACUGCGACGGGGCUCACUCGCGAUGGAAGCCCGAAGUGUCACUCAACUCGAGUCAGGAGUCGACGCUCGACGGCUCAAAGAGCGUCUUCUGUCAACUGGACAACGGCCUGUGUCAUUUGCAAACGACGAAAAUGGCUCGUUUCGUUCUCGUCGGCGAAUCGCAUGCCAAAUCGUACGCCGCUAAAUCUGUUGCGUUGAUCGCUUUCCUAUCAAAGAUCUCAAGUCUUUCUCAGAACGAACAUUCUGUUCGGGUGUACUGCGUCGAAGAGACGAAAGCCGCCGUGCGGAGCGUCUUCAACGGCGAGGACGGAAAGAGCGUCCUCCUCGACGAGCCCAAGAGCAUAUUGCUGCACGAUGGGGGCGCGAAUCUCUGUCUCACGUUGGAGAGUAAUUCGCUUUCCCCCAACUGGAAAUUCAAACCGGGCGCGAAUCAGCAAGAAAUCCCCUUCAAGCAUGUUUGGUCGUCCCGACUAUCGUUGCUGCACUGUUCGUUCGGAUUGACCGCGACCACGGCCACGACAAUGGAUCUCCAGUGCCGGAUCGUUGUCUAUCAGCGCGGCAACCAGUCCCAUAGACAGAUCCUGCACCUGAACUCGGCAGCUAUUCACCGGCAGCAGCUCACCAACUCAACACACAGCCUCAUGGUCACUCGAGGAGGUUCGUCCGUCGUUCCGUCCGAUGGUUUCCGAAUGAGUCCUGAAGCACGCAGUAGGAUAUGUGCCUUACUGGAUCCCCCUGACGACGAGGGCAACGACUGGAGACGACUAGCACAACAUCUAGGCAUCGACAGGAACCACGGAUACUUCGCUUCGAAGAGCAGUCCGACGAGUUGUCUGCUAGAUUUGUGGGAAGCUCGGAAUCGUGAGGCAGGCGCAGCUUCGAAUCUUUUAAGUCUACUCCGUCACAUAGGAAGACCGGACGUUACGUCAACCAUUGAGAAACUCGUCGGGGCUUGGGUAUGAGUUCCCGGAACACCCAGAUCUCUCGUUUCAGCCACAGCUGUACUCGUUGCCGCAGUUGUUGACGGAGGGUAAAUAUCCGCGGAAAUUCGCGCGCGUACACACGCAAAUCUAGACACGUAUGGUCGACUAGAGCUUUCAGUUUUUGGAACUGUGCCGCUGAGGCGAGCUGCAAUAUUAUAGGAUGACAAUGUACAAUCUUCGCCACGUACACACGAACAAGUGAUCUUUGCGUACGCGAUAUUCACCGCGAACUGUAAUAUACGGGAAAGAUGGAAAUCUUGGAAUGACAUAGCCGAUGUAAAAACGCCGAUGUAU
Galendromus occidentalis (western predatory mite) is the source of this 3569-nucleotide messenger RNA. Its product is annotated as netrin receptor UNC5C. Gene Ontology annotation, cellular component: membrane. Bases 186 to 3254 code for a protein of 1022 amino acids. Gene Ontology annotation, molecular function: protein binding; netrin receptor activity. Gene Ontology annotation, biological process: motor neuron axon guidance; netrin-activated signaling pathway. Lineage: Eukaryota; Metazoa; Arthropoda; Arachnida; Mesostigmata; Phytoseiidae. The transcript has 7 exons. The record is from RefSeq and is a predicted model, not a curated record.